Paraglomus brasilianum is the source of this 684-nucleotide messenger RNA. The record is from the annotation of a GenBank genome assembly. Lineage: Eukaryota; Fungi; Glomeromycota; Glomeromycetes; Paraglomerales; Paraglomeraceae.
AUGAACGUAAGUCAACUCUUAAACGAUGAUAAAACUCAUGAUGAACUGAUAGAACUAGAACUAGGUGAAACCGACGCUACUUGUUGGGAACAAACUUUGCAAACGCUGCAACCGCUGCUGGCGACACUGAACCCCACGAAUUCCAACUCUGACUGUUGGACAAACUUAAUUACCCAACUUGAAAGACUGAACACCGAGAACGAACAAAAAACUUUUUUAUUGCAAUCAAUAUGCAAUUGUAUUGAGGAGGUUCGAAACAGGAUAUUAACUAGGUGGAGCGACCUGGACUGGAAAAAUAGGAAUCAACAUUUAUUAAUGCUCGGACACAUAUGCAACCUCUUAACAGACCCACCAGAACAUUUGACGACUAUCUACAGGAAUCUAUACAAAACCUUUGAGAGAGAAAGCGCACAACUUUUAUGUGGGCCGCUCGCCGGUAUGAAAAAUAAUUUUCUGAAAAAUAAUUUUCAACGCCUCGAUAUCGAAAAGUUAUAUGUAGAGAUUAAGCCUCGUAACAUGGAAAUUGCGUCAGUGCGAAAAAUCUACACAGCUGCCCAGCGCGCACUUAUGGUAGCAAACAUUAUGACUUAUGACAGAAAUUUGACUAUUCCAGAGUUGGAUGCUAUUCCGAGUUCUGUUAUACAAGAAAUAAUUAAAAAGAAGCAAGUAGAUAGUUUACGCUAG